This is a messenger RNA of Manduca sexta (tobacco hornworm), 1285 nucleotides long. RefSeq names its product prostaglandin reductase 1-like. The transcript has a single exon. Gene Ontology annotation, biological process: prostaglandin metabolic process. Lineage: Eukaryota; Metazoa; Arthropoda; Insecta; Lepidoptera; Sphingidae. Gene Ontology annotation, molecular function: 15-oxoprostaglandin 13-reductase [NAD(P)+] activity; 2-alkenal reductase [NAD(P)H] activity. The record is from RefSeq and is a predicted model, not a curated record. The coding region runs from base 215 to 1219 and encodes 334 amino acids. Gene Ontology annotation, cellular component: cytoplasm.
UACCCGUGGCAUAUAGCUAUCUAACGUAUAUUAAAAAAUAAUUAGGAAAUGAUUAAUUCAAUCAAUGAUAACACUGGCUUAUGUAAAAUAGAUUCCUUUUCGAUAGUUUAUUUACGUGGUGACUAGUACUUAAUAGAUAACACAAUGCGAUAUCAUAUUUUUAUUGGAAUUAUCAAACUCGUAUCAGUCUGUUACGAUUCUGUGGUGGAUAAAGAUGGUGAAUGCGCGUAAAUAUGUUGUCAAAAACCUGUUCCAAGGUGUGCCAAAACGUGAGGACUUUGAUAUAGUGGAAUACAAGUUGCCGCCGAUCCAAAAUGGAGAGAUCCUUGUCAAGGUUGAAUGGGUGAGUGUAGACCCGUAUCAACGUGCAUACAAUUCCAAGUACCCGACGCCAUACGACCAAUUCGGUUUCCAAGUAGGCACGGUUGAAGACACCAGAAACCCCAAAUUUCCCGUCGGUUCAAGAGUCGUGUCCCACAAAGGCUGGUGCGAUUACUGCAUCAUCGACACCAAUAAACAAGGUGCCAUGGCGGUGGACCGCGUCUACAAAUUGCCUAACCUGAAGAACCUUUCACCAUCUCACGGCGUCGGUGCCGUCGGCAUGCCUGGAGCGACCGCUUACUUCGGGUUUUUGGAAAUCUGCAAACCUGUAGCUGGUGAAACGGUGGUAGUCACGGGAGCGGCUGGGGCAGUGGGAUCCAUUGUUGGCCAAAUAGCUAAGAUCAAAGGUUGCAAGGUAAUAGGUAUUGCCGGCUCGGAUGACAAAGUGAAAUGGCUUGAAGAAGAACUGGGCUUCGAUAAGGCUCUCAACUACAAAACAAUGGAUAUAGGCGCUGCGCUCAAAGAAGCAGCACCAAAUGGUGUCGACUGCUAUUUCGACAACGUCGGCGGUGAAAUAAGCAGCACUAUAAUCAACCAGAUGAAUAACUUUGGCAGGGUCUCCGUGUGCGGAAGUAUCAGCGCGUACAACGAUGGUCAAUUGCCGAAAGCGACCGUUUUACAAGUAGCCAUUGUUACCAAGCAAUUAAAAAUAGAAGGAUUUAUGGUGUACCAAUGGAUUAACCAAUGGCCGGAAGCGUUCAAUGAACUGACAAAUUGGAUAAUUACCGGAAAGCUGAAAGUACGGGAGCACGUCACUGAAGGUUUUGAUAAGAUUUAUGACGCGUUUGUCGGAAUGUUAGCAGGCGAGAAUGUCGGCAAAGCUGUGGUCAAGAUCUAACAUGACUCAACCGCAUGUAUAUACUAAUUUGUUUGUUAUUUAUUAAAUAAACAGAUGUAUGUUAAA